AUGGCUGAAGAAUUCAAAUAUUAUCAAAAAACUGGUUUAGUCAUUCCUCCGUCCCCGCGCCAGUUUCUGAUUGCUCUUUCACCAGGCCUAGAAAAUAGGUCUGAAGAUAUUGCUAAGGUUUCUCUAUCCCCGCCUGAAAAUAGUGUAGUUUUCUCGUCUAGUAACAGGGCUAUCUCGGAGAAGAAUACCCUAGAUCUUGAAAGAAUUAUAAAUGGCCUUGAUAAUCGCACCACACUCAUGAUCAGGAACAUUCCGAACAAGUAUACUCAGCGUAUGCUGUUGGAUUGGCUUUACGAAACCCAUUGUGGUCAAUACGAUUUCGUCUACUUGUGUAUCGAUUUUAAAGACAAGUGCACUGUCGGAUGCGCUUUUAUUAACUUUGUAGCUGUCAGUUCCAUGCAAGAUUAUGAAAUGUCUUUUCCAAGACCCGAUAAUACACAACCAAUUUUUUAA
Racocetra persica is the source of this 453-nucleotide messenger RNA. Lineage: Eukaryota; Fungi; Glomeromycota; Glomeromycetes; Diversisporales; Gigasporaceae. The record is from the annotation of a GenBank genome assembly.